AUGCAGUCCAUUUGGAUAGAAGCAAAGGAAAAGGGGAAGCCUGUAUCAGGCCGUGAGAUUGUUCAGACGGUCCUGAAGAAGAAGCUGAAGUAUGGAUUCAAGGAGAACCCAAGAUCAGCAAAGGAGCAACAACUCCAAGCGGAAUUGGAGGCAGCAAGAGCUAAAGCGGAGAGAAAGGCUAAGGAGUUUGAGGAGAAGAUACAAAGUCAAGAAGAGAAGCUAAAAAGCCAGGCCGAGAAGAUACAACUCCAGGAAGAAAAGUUACAGACCCGGGAGGAGAGGUUUGACACUCAAACAGAGGCGAUGAACCAAAUGAAAGCUGCCCAGCAAAAGCUACAACAUCAAGUGCUAGUGAUUGCUCGCCAACUACCCAGCAAAUGA
Messenger RNA from Linum trigynum, 381 nucleotides. Lineage: Eukaryota; Viridiplantae; Streptophyta; Magnoliopsida; Malpighiales; Linaceae. The record is from the annotation of a GenBank genome assembly.